Molecule: messenger RNA, 864 nt
Organism: Cyprinodon variegatus (sheepshead minnow)
Lineage: Eukaryota; Metazoa; Chordata; Actinopteri; Cyprinodontiformes; Cyprinodontidae
Product: target of rapamycin complex 2 subunit MAPKAP1-like
Exons: 2
Coding region: 74-340 (88 amino acids)
Source: RefSeq, a predicted model, not a curated record
UAUAGGAUGGCACUUCAAGCUAAAGGCCUGUAACCUGCUGAAGGACGGCGAAACCGUCCCUCAUUUCUUCUCGAUGUGUGGAAAGAUGUUCAGCAUGUUUUUGUCCUGUUGUCCUGCAGGUCACGCCAUUUUUAAGAUCACCUAUCACAGUAACCAUGACUACAAGGCUCUGUUCUUUGAGUCUGACGCUGCUACGGUUAACGAAAUCGUGCUGAAGGUGAACUACAUCCUGGAGUCCCGGGCCAGCACCUCACGGGCCGAUUACUUUGCCCAGAAGCAACGCAAACUCAGCCGCCGGACAAGUUUCAGCUUCCAGAAGGAGAAGAAGACGGGGCAGUAGUCUGAGGGAAAGGUUGCUUCCAUCCACCGGAGGCCUGCAGUCUCAUGGGGGGGAUUCAGGACUUCAGAUCCAGAAGGAUCAGAGAAAUGGAGCCGCAUCAGAGAUCAGCUGAUGAUGAUUGGACAGGUUGGUCUGCUGAGCUGCAGCCAGAUGUUCUCUCCAUGGAUCCUGGCAGUUAGGGAACGCAGGAGCAUCCCUGUCAGCAGCUAUGAAUUCUCAUCAUUUUUAUGUAUUGUAUAUAAAGAUUUUUAUAAUCGGGACAUGAAUGGGUGAUUUAGAAAAAGCCGUUUGGCUUUUGACGCGUCUGCCUUGAAUCAAUGCGUUUGGUUCUGCUCUGUGAAAGGAGCAGCAUCUCCAUCAUCCCGUCAGUUUAAACCAACACAGAAAUGUUCCUACAUGAAUGUCUGAGCUUCUGAUCUCUGCAGAGCUUUUUAUUCCCAGCAUGCAGGAAACGCCACCUUUUGCUUUUCCAUGUCUACUUGGACGGUUUGGCAUCAAUAACACAAGAAUAAAAGAACUUCAAG